Linepithema humile (Argentine ant) is the source of this 1744-nucleotide messenger RNA. The record is from RefSeq and is a predicted model, not a curated record. Lineage: Eukaryota; Metazoa; Arthropoda; Insecta; Hymenoptera; Formicidae.
AUGGGUCAUACUUCCAUACUACUCAAUGAAUUGGUUAUGGGUAUCACUCUUAUUCUGAAUUCCACGUUUUUAAGUUUAACAAUAAGGUGUACAAACAACCCAGCGGUCGAGCAAUCCUUGACCUUGGAGUGCAAGUGUCAUGGGGUGUCAGGAUCCUGUAGCGUGCGUACUUGCUGGCGCGGUCUGAGUGCGUCAGGACCAUCUGCCGCCGGAAGUCGUUUGCUUCGCAGAUACGCCACUGCGGCCGAGGUCAGACCGAGAUCUGGCGGCAGACUACCACCUCUGUAUCAUCACGAUAAUUUGCUGUACACUACCAAGAGCCCGGAUUACUGUCUUCCGGAUAAGAAGAAGGGCAGCCUCGGCACAAUCGGCAGGCAAUGUAAUGGCAGUAGUUCCGGAUACGAAAGUUGCGAGUACCUAUGUUGCGGUCGUAGUCAUAUCAUCAGAACUCAAGAGAUCUUGGAGAGAUGUGACUGCAAGUAUAUCAGCUGCUGCUACGUGAAGUGUAAGACGUGCAGACGAAUUAUAAAGACAUAUGAGUGCAACUGAGAAAAUGUCAUAAUGUAAAUGUAAGACAAUUAAUAUGCGAGAGUGGUAACAACAACCUGAAUUGGUUUAAAGAAGAAAGAGUAUGUGAAUGAUAGAAUUAAAUCCGCGCAUAUGUGUGACGAAAUCUGUUCAACCUAUAAAUUAAAUUAAAACUAAAUAAAUUUUACAAAAUAAACGCAAAGAAAACUCCAUAUUCUUUCAAGCGAGAUUUGCGCAUUCAGUAAUGAGAAAAACCUGAUAUCGAUCUCAUAUGAUAAUAAAAAAUAGCGAGAUUUGCGCAUUCAGUAAUGAGAAAAACCUGAUAUCGAUCUCAUGAUAAUAAAAAAUAUAACUAAAAUUAAUUAUUUAGGCAAUAAAUUACUUACCGUGAAUAUUCAUAUCUAUGACUUAUAGCAAUACAUAAUAAAAGAGUUAAUUGUAUCGUGCUAUUUGCUAUUUAUUCAAUAUAUAUGUAACAAACCUACACAGUGUAUCGAAAAAGAAAUCAGACUUUAGUUUUCUUGCAAAAAUAGCAGUGCAAUCUAAUAUUUAACAAAUGACAUUUGAGUAUACAUAUCUCGUCUACCAUCUGUCGAAAUUUUGUCAAAAACAGACAAGUAGUUUUGGAAAUAUGCGGUUUGAAAUAACAGUACUAUUUAUCACAUCAUCACGAUAACACAAUGCGCAAACAUUAAGUUUUAACAUUUUGUUUUAAACUUGGUUUAAACUUUGUUUUAACUUGGUAAUAUAUUUACGGAAACGUUUGAAUUGAUGCGUCAAAUUUAUCACAAUAAUUGUCCGUCGCUUAUACAAGUUUUUAUAUAAUGCAAACAUUUUGAAGACAGAAGCAAGACAUUAAUAACGAUCCAAAGUCAAGCGAUUUGAAAGGCAUCUUUUAUCGUGUAUUCAUUUCUAAAGGUGAAACUGUCACUGUCAAGUACUACUUGGGAGCAGUGUCGCCAGACGAUAUUCUGGGUUCUACACGCAUCCGAAGACCACGUCCGUCUUCUUCUCUCUCGGUCCUAUUGAGUUGACUGUCAGCGGAGAAAGAAGACGAUUUGCUCUCUUUUAUUAAUUGAACGGCCGAACACACACGGACGUCUCCUUGUAUGCGUGCGGAGCUCAGAAUAUGCACGUCUGGCGACACUACUUGAGAGUAUUUGUGACGGAGAAUGGGUGCAGUUCCGAAUAGGUGAAACGCCCGAUUGUUUGAAAC